Molecule: messenger RNA, 398 nt
Organism: Mauremys mutica (yellowpond turtle)
Lineage: Eukaryota; Metazoa; Chordata; Testudines; Geoemydidae
Product: butyrophilin subfamily 3 member A1-like
Exons: 10
Coding region: 33-398 (121 amino acids)
Source: RefSeq, a predicted model, not a curated record
UCCAAGAAGAAAUUAGGAGAUUGCAGGCAGAAAUGGGGAAACACCUUGACAAUAUCAGUGAACUCCAUGAAGAAAUUAGGGCACAUCUUGAAAAUAUUAGUGAACUGAAUGAAAAAAUUAGUGGACUUCAAAGAGAACUUGAAUGGAGAAAAGCCCUAGUUUGUCCAACGAAUGUGACCCUGGAUCCAAACACAGCAAAUGCCCAGCUCAUUGUGUCUGAGGAUCGGAAAAGCGUGAGGCGUGGAAUUGCACGGCAGGAGGUGCCGGACAAUCCAGAGCGAUUCCAUUCUUUCUGUGUGCUGGGCUGUGAGAGGUUCAGCUCAGGGAGACAUUACUGGGAGGUGGAGGUGGGAGAUGGAGGGUUUUGGAUUUUGGACACUCUCUUCUCUGUGUUCUGA